AUGGCUAAGAAGGACCCAUACGCGCGUUUGCGCGAAUUGAUCAAGCGCCGGGCCAGUCAGACUCACGAUUGCCUCGAGACUUGCCUCGAGAAUGUAUCUCGCGGACCGCAGCGCGAUGCAGACGGCUUAGUUUGCUCAAAACUCGCGGAACUUGGCUAUCUCGAGCAGCUGAAGGAGGCGCGGCGACUCGACUUUCCGUGGAACGAAUGGACGUCUGCGAAUGCCGCCAUGAAUGGGCAUUUGAAGUGUUUGAAGUACGCGCACGAGCGCGAGUGUCCUUGGGACUGGAGGACGUGCUAUUACGCCACCCGGAAUGGACAUUUGGAAUGUUUGAAGUACGCGCACGAGCACGGCUGUCCUUGGGACGAGAGGACGUGCAUGAAUGCCGCCCGGAGCGGACAAUUGGAGUGUUUGAAGUACGCGCACGAGAAUGGAUGUCCCUGGAACGAGUGGACGUGCGCACUUGCCGCCAUGGAUGGAGAGUUGGAAUGUUUGAAGUACGCGCGUGAGCGCGGGUGUCCUUGGGACGAGACGCAAGAGAUGGCUGCCGAGAAUGGACAUGAAUUCAUGUCAAUGGAUACAUACGUGCAAUAUACGAACAACUAA
Molecule: messenger RNA, 606 nt
Organism: Ostreococcus lucimarinus CCE9901
Lineage: Eukaryota; Viridiplantae; Chlorophyta; Mamiellophyceae; Mamiellales; Bathycoccaceae
Exons: 1
Coding region: 1-606 (201 amino acids)
Molecular function (GO): protein binding
Source: RefSeq, a predicted model, not a curated record